AUGCCGCUGGAGCUGCCCAAAGGCUUCACGGCCAUCAAAGACGCCACCUACCCUACUGACAGUGUCAACCUGAUCGGCGUUCUCGUCAACUACGAUCCGCCAAAGUCAACAAGAGGCACUUCCUGGGCCCUCGACUUCACCAUCCAAGAUGACUUUGCGUCCGGUGAUGUUGGUGAUCAGUCAAGCAUCCGUUGCCGCUUGUUCAGACGCGCUGAGAACAAAUUCCCUCCCAUCUCUGGGGUCGGCGAUGUUGUCAUGCUCCGCGGGUUUAAGAUUCAGGAAUUCAAUCUUCGUAUGGAGGCCGUCGGUCGGGACAUGUACGACACCAACAUGCUCGUUUUUCCUAGCAGCAGGAUUCCGGUCCCAGGCCUGAGCCACCCUUUCCAGGCCGGCAGUCAGAAGCUGCCUCACGCCUUGACUGGAGGCUCGCCGCCUACGAUCCCGGAGCAGAUGGCUGUCAUCCAUAUGAAGAAUGCAUCCACUGGCGCAGCGCAACAAGUGCAGCAGCAUGCUGCGGUUAAUACGUCCAAGGCCCGGACAAGAAGAUCAGUCAGUUUGAUCAAGGACUUACAAUUUAAUAAUUACUAUGAUGUCCGUGCCCAGGUUGUCAAUAUUUACUACUAUCAGAUGGGAGGCCAAGUUGACCUGAAAGUAACCGACUACACUCCGAAUGAGCAAAUGUACAACUAUGCAGAUCCAGAACAGGAGCAGAGCCACUUCGUAUCAGAUAGGGACUGGAAAGGGCCAUAUGGUUUUCUGACUUUGAAUGUCACCCUCUACGGAGCGAACGCGACCUGGGCAUCGGAAAAUCUUGUAAAUGGCGGCUAUGUCUUUAUGAGCAAUAUGCGAGUCAAGACGUCCAGUAGGGGUUUCCUCGAGGGCGCGAUACAUGAAGACCGCCGGAACCCAUCAAAGGUCGACAUACGUCACAUGACGAACAUGACCGACAUAGAGGAGAUUGACAGACGCCGAGAAGAGUACGAGCAAAAACGUGGGAACAAGACGGCGUUCCAGGCUAUGCAGAACGAACCCAAGAAUACCCUGGGCAAAUCUUCGAAAGAAAAGAGACAGGCGAAAAGAGAAAGGCAACGAGUACUGAAACAGGCCGAGCAAGACGAACUGGUGAAGAAACAACAAGAGUUGGAGAGGACUCGUGGCGGGGUCAAUCCCAAUGUCAUCGCUGCUUAUCCUGACAUAAAACCCUCCACCAUCUCCGAGAUCAUACACAACCAUCACCUUGAGGUUCAGACCCCAGAGAAGCACCAUAGUUAUAAGCUCCCUUUCAUCAACUGCAAACAUCGAUCUCGCGUCCGUGUAGUAGAUGUUUAUCCUCCCGAGCUCAAGCUGUUCGCACACCCCAAGAGCGAUAGAAAGUGGAGAGGGCAAUCUAAAAAACAAAGAGCCGCUGACGGUCCAACGAAAGAAAUCUGGGAAUGGGGGUUUGUUCUCUUGCUCGAAGAUGCAAGCAUACCCCGCGAUACAGUGUCCGAGAAGUUGCGCGUGGUCGUAAAUAACGACGCGGCGAUGUUCCUCUUGGGGAUGAGUGCUAAAGAUAUCAUAAACAAGCCCGCCGCUCUUAACCAACUCGAGGAGAAGCUCUUCAUCUUAUGGGGUAACCUCAUGGAGCUCAAAUCAGAGCUGAGAGAUCGAGCAACUGACCUUCCCCUACCGCCGGGAGACAAUCGCCUAACGAACAAGCCUUUCGAUGCUUGCAUCGAGGAGUAUGGCGCUGAGACCCUUCCAGUCAUUUCUGAGAAACUCACCCGAGCUAUGGCUGUCGGAGGCACAACCACGAUGAUACAAGCUCAUGGUCAUCGCAUCACCGUCAAAACUCCCCUGUCACCGCCCGAGGCCUCCACCACCAACGACUAUGGACUACCACCUACAGCACCACAACCGGACGUGUCGUUACACAUUCACAGCGUUCAACUCCUCAAUCCGGAAAGCAUAACGUCCGAAUUCGACAAACUGCGUUUCGAAGCCGCCGCACAUGACCAACUCGUCUUCCACAACCCACAGCUCUACCAAACUGCAGAUGAUACUUCCAAACGUUCGACCCCAAAUCAAGACCCCGAAACAAUCUCCACACUCCUGAUUUCCUCCCCAUACAAUAUCCCCAACCACUAUCUCGAUCUCUCCUCCCCUCACCUAACCAUACCCUCCCGUCUUCUCGCACUAGCCCUGACAGCGCUCAAACCGGCUACCUCAACCUACGCAACUGCGCCGUACCCCCUCGCCCUCAAUUUCUCUUUCGUACUAGCCCUGCUGCAUACCCUCAUUGUGCAGGAAAGGUACGAAUGGGAAGAAACGUCAUUCUACGUCGUCGUGUUCCGUUCGCAGCUUAAAGAGGGCAUUGAUCAAGACUGGCUGUACCGACUUGAUGAGGAGAGUCAUCGCGAGGCGUGUGAGAGUGGGGGGUUAUUGAAGUAUUGGUUUGGGAAGGGGGAUGAGGAGAGGAGGAAUCUGGCUACUUGCUUCUGGCAUAGUAGGGAAGAUGCGUACAAAGGCGGUCUCGGUCCCUGGCAUAAGAAGGCAAGAGCCGCAGGACGGGAGUUGUAUGAGAGUAUCGUGUUUAGUACCUACCGGCUUGUCAUCAAGGAUGGGGCAGAGGAAUAUGAGUUUGAAGACUAUAAAGGCUGA
Messenger RNA from Alternaria burnsii, 2640 nucleotides. RefSeq names its product telomere-binding alpha subunit central domain-containing protein. The record is from RefSeq and is a predicted model, not a curated record. Gene Ontology annotation, molecular function: single-stranded telomeric DNA binding. The coding region runs from base 1 to 2640 and encodes 879 amino acids. NCBI's taxonomy places the organism in Eukaryota, Fungi, Ascomycota, Dothideomycetes, Pleosporales, Pleosporaceae. The transcript has 5 exons. Gene Ontology annotation, cellular component: chromosome, telomeric region. Gene Ontology annotation, biological process: telomere maintenance.